Molecule: messenger RNA, 3189 nt
Organism: Eruca vesicaria subsp. sativa (arugula)
Lineage: Eukaryota; Viridiplantae; Streptophyta; Magnoliopsida; Brassicales; Brassicaceae
Source: the annotation of a GenBank genome assembly
AUGCCUCCGUUACGUGUCCCAUUAGCUUCUUCUUCUUAUUCUCCUCACUCAAGUUUUCUCCAUCGAUCCGAGGGUUCUCUGAUUUACAGGUUCUCUGAAAGCAUGGCAGCUCCAAUGACUCCAGGAGCAAAUAGACCAAACAAUCCACAAAACACAGCUCCUUCAAAUUCUCUAGCUCCUAGCAUGCACAACCUUAACAUUAACCGGCCACCUCCUCCCAUGCCUGGUUCAGCUCCUAGGCCAUCACCACCUUAUCCUCAGUCAGCUCCUCCCUAUGGUGUUCAACAACAACAGCCUAGGCCUUCUCCAAUGGCUAGGCCUGGACCUCCUCCUCCUGCAAUGACUAGACCUGGUGGUCCCCCUCAGGUUUCACAACCUGGUGGUGGAAGACCCUUUGGUCCACCUAGUCAGUCACCGUUUGGCUCUAGACCACCGUCUGGUGGUUUCCCAGCUUCUUCAGGCCCACCAGGUGGUGUUGCUGCUGCUCCUCCUUCAGGAGCACGCCCGCUUGGUUUUGGCUCACCUCCACUUGCUGGACCUGGCAUUUCCAUGCCUGGAGGUCCGGUGAGUAAUGGGCCCCCUCCGAUGAUGGGUCCGGUUACAAAUGGUCCUCCUCCUAUGAUGGGUUUUCCUAGAGGAUCCCAGUUCACAAGUGGUGGUCCACCGCCACCAUAUGGACAGCCUCCCAACGCGGGUGGAGGUUCACCAUUAACUUCACCUUCUGCUCAUUCAUUGCCUCCACCAACAACUUUUCCGGGUGCCCCUUAUGGCGGCAGGCCAGGAGGCUUUCCUUAUGGAGGACCACCACCACAGCAGGUCCCUCCUACUCCUGGCACUCCUGGUUCAAUGUAUGGCAUGCCAAAUCAGUUAAUGACCACUGUCUCUGGCCCCUCGAAGGUUGAUCUUAACCAGAUCCCAAGGCCAGGUACAAGCUCUGGUCAAAUCGUGUAUGAAACUCGCCAGGGGAAUCAGGCUAAUCCUCCACCACCUGCUACGGUUGAUUAUGUUGCUAGAGACACUGGAAAUUGCAGCCCGCGUUACAUGCGAUGCACAAUCCAUCAGAUUCCAUGCACUGUUGAUCUUCUUUCUACAUCUGGUAUGCAACUGGCGUUAAUAAUCCAACCGUUGGCGCUUUCUCAUCCAUCUGAAGAGCCUAUCCAAGUUGUGGACUUUGGUGAGAGUGGCCCUGUUAGAUGUUCACGUUGUAAGGGAUACAUCAAUCCUUUCAUGAAGUUCGUUGACCAUGGAAGGAAGUUCAUUUGUAACUUGUGUGGAUACACUGAUGAGACUCCCCGUGACUACCAAUGCAAUCUGGGUCCAGAUGGUAGACGUAGGGAUGCUGAUGAAAGGCCUGAACUGUGUAGGGGAACUGUUGACUUUGUUGCUACAAAAGAAUAUAUGGUACGAGAUCCAAUGCCAGCGGUGUAUUUCUUUCUCAUUGAUGUGUCAAUGAAUGCAAUUCAAACAGGUGCAACCGCAGCUGCUUGCAGUGCAAUCCAGCAAGUCCUCUCAGACCUUCCUGAAGGUCCUAGGACGUUUGUUGGAAUUGCCACAUUUGACUCAACAAUACACUUUUAUAAUUUAAAGCGUGCACUGCAACAGCCGUUGAUGCUCAUUGUUCCUGAUGUUCAAGAUGUUUAUACACCUUUAGAAACAGAUGUUAUUGUUCAGCUAUCUGAGUGCCGUCAGCAUCUAGAGAUUUUGCUGGAAAGUAUCCCAACAAUGUUUCAGGAAAGUAAAAGCCCCGAAUCUGCUUUUGGUGCAGCAGUUAAGGCUGCAUUCUUAGCAAUGAAGAGCACUGGAGGAAAGCUCAUGGUGUUUCAAUCAGUUUUGCCUUCUAUUGGCAUUGGAGCACUUUCUUCUAGAGAAGCCGAUGGGAGAGCUAAUUCCUCUGCGGAUGAAAAGGAGGCCAAUAAAUUACUACAACCUGCAGACAAAACUUUAAGGACUAUGGCUAUUGAAUUUGCUGAAUACCAGGUCUGUGUAGAUUUAUUUAUCACAAGUCAGGCUUAUGUUGACAUGGCUUCAAUUUCUGAGAUCCCAAGAACUACUGGAGGACAGGUUUAUUGCUAUUACCCUUUCUCAGCUCUUUCAGAUCCUCCCAAGCUUUACAACGAUCUUAGAUGGAAUAUCACUAGGCCCCAGGGUUUUGAGGCUGUUAUGCGAGUUAGAUGCAGUCAGGGUAUUCAAGUGCAAGAAUACUCAGGGAACUUCUGUAAACGCAUACCAACUGACAUUGAUCUACCUGCGAUUGACUGUGACAAAGCUGUUAUGGUGACAUUAAAGCAUGACGACAAACUACAAGAUGGAGCUGAAUGUGGUUUUCAGUGUGCCCUUCUGUAUACAAGCAUAUAUGGAGAAAGAAGAAUAAGGGUUAUUAACUUAUCACUCCCUUGUACAAGUAUGCUCAGUAACUUGUUCCGCUCAGCUGACCUGGAUUCUCAGUUCGCUUGUAUGCUGAAACUAGCUGCUAAUGAGAUCCCUAGCAAGGCACUUUCAUUGGUGAAGGAGCAAGCAAUUAGUAGUUGCAUCUCCACACUCUCUUCUUAUCGUAAAUUCUGCGCUACAGUUACAUCAGCUGGACAACUUAUUCUUCCUGAAGCACUCAAGCUUUUGCCACUAUAUACUCUCUCCUUAACAAAAGGUGUGGGGUUGCGGCCAGAGGGAAGAAUUGAUGACCGAUCAUUUUGGAUAAACCAUGUGUCUUCACUGCCUACUCCUUUAGCAAUUCCGUUAAUUUAUCCAAGAAUGAUCUCUGUUCAUGACCUUGAUACAAAGGAUAAUGAAGAAGAAACUUUGGUUCCUUGUCCGAUCCCGUUGACAAGUGAAAACCUUAGAGAUGAGGGAGUCUACUUUCUCGAGAACGGUGACGAUGGUUUGAUAUAUGUCGGGGAGACAGUCAGUUCAGAUAUCCUUAUGAAGCUCUUUGAUGUUCCCUCAGCUGCAAACAUUCCAAGUCAGUAUGUGCUGGAAAAGUAUGAUAAUAAGCUAUCAAAGAAGUUCAAUGACGUGGUGAAUGAAAUAAGGAGGCAAAGAAGUUCUUACCUACGCAUUAAGUUGUGCAAGAAGGGAGAUCCAACUGGAAUGUUGUUCCAAUCGUAUAUGGUAGAGGACAAAACAGCUGGUGGGCUCUCGUACAUGGACUUUCUAGUUCAAGUUCACCGUCAAAUCCAAGUGAAACUCAACUAG